Colius striatus (speckled mousebird) is the source of this 2893-nucleotide messenger RNA. RefSeq names its product transmembrane p24 trafficking protein 10 (gene TMED10). The transcript is spliced from 5 exons. Gene Ontology annotation, cellular component: Golgi apparatus; endoplasmic reticulum-Golgi intermediate compartment; COPII-coated ER to Golgi transport vesicle. The record is from RefSeq and is a predicted model, not a curated record. Gene Ontology annotation, biological process: intracellular protein transport; Golgi organization; endoplasmic reticulum to Golgi vesicle-mediated transport. NCBI's taxonomy places the organism in Eukaryota, Metazoa, Chordata, Aves, Coliiformes, Coliidae. The coding region runs from base 44 to 736 and encodes 230 amino acids.
GGCGGAGGCGGAGGCCCGUCCCGCCGCUCCCGCAGCCGCCGCCAUGCCGGUCCCGCUCCCACUGCCCCUGCCGCGGCCCGGCCGCCCCCGCCUCGGGCACGCCCCGCUGCCGGCGCUGCUGCUCCUGCUGCUGCUGCUGCUGGUGGGCCCGGCGCGGCCCAUCUCCUUCCAGCUGCCGGGCAAGGCGCGGAAGUGCCUUCGGGAGGAGAUCCACCGCGACACGCUGGUCACGGGCGAGUACGAGAUCGGCGCCCCGCCGGGCUCCUCCACCGGACCCUCCGCCAACCUCAAGAUAACUGACUCGGCUGGGCACAUCCUGUAUGCCAAGGAGGAUGCAACUAAGGGCAAGUUUGCCUUCACCACUGAAGAUUACGAUAUGUUUGAGGCCUGCUUUGAGAGCAAGCUUCCUGUGGGAACUGGGAGGAUGCCGGACCAGCUCGUGAUUCUGGAUAUGAAGCAUGGAGUUGAAGCAAAGAACUACGAGGAGAUUGCAAAAGUGGAGAAGUUGAAGCCUCUGGAAGUAGAAUUGAGGCGCCUGGAAGAUCUUUCAGAGUCCAUCGUUAAUGACUUUGCCUAUAUGAAGAAACGAGAAGAGGAGAUGAGGGACACAAAUGAGUCAACAAACACCCGGGUUCUGUACUUCAGCAUCUUCUCCAUGUGCUGUCUCAUUGGACUGGCCACCUGGCAGGUUUUCUACCUGCGUCGCUUCUUCAAGGCCAAGAAACUGAUAGAGUAAAGGAGCAAGUCCUCCUCCUCCCCCUCCUCUCAGACCCAGCUGGACAUCGCUGGGACCCAGCCGUGGCUCCCUGGAACCAUCCCACAGAUGUCACCCACUGACGGAAGCUUUUCUGCAGGAACUUGGACCCUAAAGGAGGAGGGGAGCCUAAACAUUGGAGGCAAAUGGGGGACUUGUGAGAACCUCUUGGAUGUUGAGGGUGGGGGAGGUUGUGAUGGGUUUGGGGUUCCUGGGGCAGCGAUUAAAUAAAAAAAGAUGUUUCCAUGACAGCUGCAGCAAGUUUUUGCGCUGUCUGUUCUCCUUUUAUAAUCUUGGCUUGAUGAUGUCUCCCAUCUAUCUGUGACUGUAGUGUUACUCUGAGCCACUUGACCCUGCUGAGCUCUGUAAGUGACAGGCAGCCAGCACCGGGGCCAAGCGGGGGAUUCGCUGUUCCGACCAGCUGGGAGCUAAGCCAGCAGGAGCAAACGGAGGCAAGUGCAAAGCAAUAGGAUUCAUCAUUCCAGCAGGGCCUGAGGAUCAAGGGAGGUCCAAGGUUUGGUCCCUGUCGUGGACCUCUGUGUUUCUCCCUGUGGGGGCUGGUGUCUUUGUGCUGAUAGGUGAGGGCACUUGAGAUAUUGUGGUUCAGCCUGGAGAAGGGGGAGCCUUGGAAGGAGGGCUUCCAUGGGAGCUUGGAAAGGAGAAGCCUGCUUUGCUCACAUUGGCUGUCCGGCCUUCGUCCCACCCUUGCUCCACGUGCUUGUCUUGGAUUUACCUCUCUUGUUCUGAAAUGAUGCAGCAGUUUUCCUGAAAGCCUUGGUCAGAGACAGCCGUUUGUUCAGAUAAGAGGCUUCAGUCAGAUACAGUCACAGAGCAAAUAGGAGCAGGUUAUACUUGGAACCUCAGAUUGAGCAGGAGACUUAUCUCAUUUGACAGUGUAGUGUUUAUCCAGCAGGCAGCUGGUUGAAUCUCAUUUUCUGAGACCUCAAAGCAGGGUGGGCUGCUGCUCAUGUGAAGCAUGAGGGCCUGUGCCCUGCAUUGAGGUCUGAGGAUGCAAGAGGUGCUUUGUAGAUUGGUAGAAGAAUUGUUGGAAGAAUGUGGAUGAACUCAGCAAAUCAGUACAGUGUAGGAACUGGCUAAUUUUAUGUCUAGGGGGAGUCUGAACUGUGCUCUCAAUAGAACUGAGGUAUACUUAUGUGGUAUUACAGCGAGAGUGAGCAGCUUCUCCUGGUUUCUCAGUCAGCCAGGUGGCAUAAGCUAGGCUGGGAAAAAAAUAGGCAGGUUAACUCCAUGGACUUAAUUGCUGCAGUUUUUAGGCAAUUAUUAAAAUUCUUCCAUCUUCUCUGCAUUCCUUCAGAACAAAUGGUUCAGCAGCACAGCAUUCUGGUGUCCUGUGCCCAGACACUUCUAGCUGGGAAAGGGGUUGACACAGCCCUGGGCCUGGGCUACCAUCUUAAAAAAAACCCAAAAAAACCAAAGCAUGGUUUUGUAACUUCUGACCUGAAUUUGAUCUAUGGCUGGGACAGAGAAAGUUGUUCAGGGUGAGGCAAUGGGAAAGAGGAUGAAAAGGUGACCUAUUGUCAUCUAAAUACAUCAGUGCUUUGCCUUCCCUUUGCCAUUGCCAAGUUCCUGGACUUGUUAGUUCCACUGGCAAGUGCAUAGAUUGCUUUGAAUUUGUUUCAUUUUUUGAUAAAGCCAUAUUAAGAACCCAAAUCUCUCCUCUGCCCUUGCAUCUAUUUUAUCCUUGUACGUUUUUGAAAGCUGCUACAGUGCAGAACAGCAGUGAUGCCACAGGACUGACUUACAGAAAUCAUUUGAAGGCAGUUUUAGAUCAUACAGUUUGAAGCCUGUAGAUCUGUUAAGGUUUUGCUUUUGUUUUUAUAUGACUUGAAAAGACAGUACAAGAAAGGGGUUUUUCCAGUUUUGUCUGUUUUUAUGUCUUCUCCCCAUCCUUACCUGAGUACAAAGACAUCUUUAUCUUAGAAAUGGUGGUGAGGCCUUCAGUUCCCCAGGUGACUGUUAUGCUGUCAUCGUUCUGGUGGUGUGUUUUGCUCUUCGCUGUAUUGGUACAAUUACUGGGGAGCAGGUGUGGGGAACUGCUAUGGAUUUACCUGUAAUGACUGGCUGGGGGGGGGUGUUUGUCAACUUUCUAAAAUAAAUUUUCUUUGAGGAAAAAACCCA